Molecule: messenger RNA, 1332 nt
Organism: Lizanozyma spartinae
Lineage: Eukaryota; Fungi; Ascomycota; Pichiomycetes; Serinales; Debaryomycetaceae
Exons: 1
Coding region: 1-1332 (443 amino acids)
Molecular function (GO): flavin adenine dinucleotide binding; oxidoreductase activity, acting on the CH-CH group of donors
Source: RefSeq, a predicted model, not a curated record
AUGUCAAUUGAAAAAGAUAUUCCUGCGAUUUUCUUGAGUCAACUUUCCCCAAGAGCCAUUGAGACUAUUGGGAAGGUUCAGCAAUUUGUUGAUACCAAUUGCGUGCCAGCAGAUCCAAUUUUUCAUUCUCAACUUAGUACUAAUCCUGAGUUAAGAUGGAAGCUGACACCUGAAAUUAUGGACAAGUUGAAGCUCAAGGCUCAAGAAGAGGGCUUGUGGAACUUAUUUUUGAAUAAGAGAUACGCCGAGGGCCCAGGGUACACUAAUUUAGAAUAUGGGCUUAUGGCCUUUUAUAUGGGUAGGUGUUUCACUGCACCUGAAGCAACGAAUUGUAAUGCUCCUGAUACCGGGAACAUGGAACUUUUGGCAAGAUUUGGUACCCCAUAUCAAAAGAAACAAUGGUUGCAACCACUUUUGGAUGGGAAGAUCCGGUCAGCUUUCCUUAUGACCGAAAAGGGUGUAAGUUCAUCCAAUGCUUUAAACAUUUCAACUACAGCUAUCAGAAAUAGUAAGGGGAAUUUUGUAUUGAAUGGCGUCAAAUGGUUUGCUCUGGGAGCUGGUGAUCCUCGAUGCUCUGUUUGGUUAGUUAUGUGCAAGACAUCGGAAGAUGCAGCUGUUAGAUACAGAAAUCAUUCUGUAUUGGUAUUGGAUGCUAAAAAGGCUAUAGCCUCAGGUAAGGCUAAAGUCAUUCGUCCAUUAACUGUCUAUGGAUAUGAUGAUGCUCCUCAUGGUCAUUGUGAGAUUGAGUUCAAUGAUUACGUAAUCGAUGAUGAGGAAAUGGAACAUUGCAUACUUGCAGCCGAGUCUCGAGGGUUCGAGUUGAUCCAAUCUCGGUUAGGCCCGGGUAGAAUCCAUCAUUGUAUGAGAUUAAUUGGAGCUGCUGAAUAUGCUAUGCUUAAAGUUGUUCAAAGAGCAAACACGAGAGAAAUCUUUGGUAAAUUACUUAAAGAUAGAGAAAACUUCAUGAUGGAAUUUGCUCAACAUAAAAUUAAUAUUGAAAGAUGUAAAUUACUUGUUCUUAAUGCUGCUCACAAGAUUGAUAUUAGUUCAACUAAGGACUCGCAAAGAGAAAUCUCAAUUGCAAAGAUUGAAACUCCAAGAACAGUGUUGAAUGUCAUUGAUUGGUGUCUUCAAAUGUAUGGGGCUGAAGGUGUUUCCCAAGACACUCCCUUAUCGUACAUGUGGGCUGCUAAUAGAACCUUGAGAAUUGCUGAUGGUCCAGAUGAAGCCCAUUUGUUCCAAUUGGCAAGAAGAGAAGCAAAGCAGUUCGCGGAAGUUGAUGAAUAUUUCCAAAGAUAUGACCAAAAUUACCAAAGAUUAUUAAAAUUGUGA